CUUAUUAGAUACGAGUCUGCUGUCUAUUGUGUUACUAAAGAUGAAUUUUCAUACUGAGUAGAAUUUUCGCGUAAAAGUGUAGAAAUUGUUAACAAUUAUUUAUUUGGAGAUUCACCUUUAGUUUGAUAAAUGAUGAUUCUUUUCUGAGCAGUAUUAUAUUUAAUUUAUCAAUAUACAAUCAGAAUUAUACGGUCUUGUGUGCAUUUUUAAAAUAAAGCAUUAUUUUCUUAUGCAACGCAUCUGUCACUAUUUUUUCUCUAUCUUCCUUUUAUUAUAUAAAAUGCUUGUCGCAUUUGCAGACUUGAAUUUAAAGUAAUACAAGUGACUAUCUCGUUGCAAUUACGUUCGUGUAUCACGUCUAUAUUUUAAAUAAUUCAAAUAAGAAAAUUAUGAAUGCAAAUCAGAUGCUCCAGCGACUUAGCCGCGGGAAGGUCACAAAAUUCUCGAGUGCCGUUUCGAGUUUAGCUGACACCCCAUGCUGACGUGCGUCGCGCUUUUGCGCACCCUCUGCGCAUCACCGCACGACAACAAGUCAAUUUCUCAUGAACCAUAGGCACCUCGUUUUUAAAUCCAAUUUGGAUUUUAUAAAAAAAACAAUACACGAGAGUUGCACGUGUAAUAUGACAGAGAGAAAAUGUCAAGAACGAUCAUUCAUUCUUGACAUAUCGUGCAAUAUUUUUUCCAGCAGAAUACACGUUCAUGUAAAUCGGGCUUAAAUGGGAUUUAAUCGCUCCCAGGAGCGAUCCGAGACACCGGCUCAGUGGAACGCCGUCGUAAGUCUCGUAUCGGUCUCGUCCGAUCUCGCUGCUUCGCCGCACGAACGUGACAUCGCGCAGCGACGUCAGAUAAAUGACGGUGUGUGAUAGCGAAAGCGUGGGAGAUCAGUGAUACGUAAUAUCUCACGCCGCAAUUAUCCAAAACACGAAGCGCGGAAAAAUGGCGGAGCAAGGUGACAGAAGUCAAUUACCACCUGGUUGGGAAUGCAGAUAUGACAUUCGCAGCGGUCGUCCAUAUUUCAUAAAUCAUUUCAAUCGCACUACAACAUGGGAAGAUCCCAGAGUGAGGUACUGGCAGUAUUCGCAGUACAUACAGUCUCAGAACUCGGUGGCCCUGAGUUCGGCCACUACCACUACCUCCCAAGAUAUUCCUAUGCAGACCGGAGGAAGCGGAGGUGGCGGGCACUUAAGUUAUACAGGUGCUCAUAGAGCCCCACAAAUCUAUCCAACACCGUCCCCUUAUCAUAAUCCACAGCUAGCAUUUUUACCUCCCAGCGGGCAGGAGCUGAAAACUCCGUUAUCACUGAAGUCCACCAGCGCGGUGACAACACGAUUCGGUGAUAUUACUCUGGGAUCACCGACUCCGGUGAGAAACACAGAGACAAGUUUUACUCAAAAUUCGGACUCCGAGUCACAAGUAGCGAAAAUCAAUGCUGUGUUCCCGACUGUUUCCGACACACAUAUUCGUCUCUUACUGAAGAAAUACCAUAACAGAGCAGCUUUGGUCAUGAGUGCUCUUCAAGUGGAAAAGAAUCCUCUUUGUGCACCAGGACCGUGCACACCUGUGGGAGUGCAUUCGCAUUAUGCAAUCCCGAGAUGGCGUCUACCAGCUCACGCUAUACACGCAGCAUUAACAUUGAGUCCACCUCGUGGGGUCCGGCCAGCCCCUAACUCCCCAAAAAUGAAACUUAGGUACCUGAAAAACGUAUUUCCGAAAGCGGAUGAAACGAUAUUACUGGAAAUACUAGAACAGAGCGAUAACAACGUGCAGAAGGCGUCUGAGAAACUAAUCGAUCUAGGAUAUGAAAAACGGAAUCCUACUCUUCCUGCCAAGGCUCUAGCGAAAAAGAAAGAGGAAGAACAGGCUCAAAACGAACAAACUGCACCUACACCUCCGCCGAGAAUGAAAAGCACAGAAGAGAAAAAUAAGAUGAAAGCGCGUUUGAUGGAGAAAUAUAAGACGGUGCCAGAUCGAGUGGUGAUGCUUGCCAUGGAUAGCGUAGAUUAUGACGAGGAGAGAGCGAUACAUAUAUUAGAUAUAGUAGUAGCGGAGGAAGCUACUCGACCAAUAUGUACUUCUAGUAGCCAAAGCAGAAGCGACGAGCGAAAAGAUAGUCCGCCAGUAACAGAAGCUAUAAAAUUAACAGCUUCGCCGAUUAAGAAGAUAAGUAAAGAGGGAGAGACUGAAAAGUCAAAACGGUCCAAAAAUAAGACUGAGAUACCGAAAGUUUCACGUGGAACCAGUACUACGGAAGACAAAGAAUACAAAUCCCCUUAUUUAACCAAACCAACCGGGACAAAUUCAGAUUUACCAAAAGGAGCAAAUAAUGAUCUAUUGUUGCCGGAUUAUGCGCCAUGGUCGGGGCCAGAUCCCAACUUACUGUCCAAGCAACCGUUCUUGAGAUCGCUCGCGAUAGGGCACGACGAUAAUUUGAUCUCUACGAAACAUUGUCUCGCUAAGGGCCCGCAAUCCGAAUUACGGAAAGGACCAAUAAGGGGAUUAGCUCAGGGUUCCAUUUAUUCGCAAAGGAACAUAGCUAAUACGGAGAGCCGCGGUAAAUGAAACAUGUGUAGCUGUUUCUUUCUUGACAUUUUUGCGUUUGUUAAAUAAUAAGAUAUUUUAUCUUAAUUUAGAAGUGAAUGUGUACAACUGUUGUGAAAAAUUACCUCAGGAUAUUAUUAUAAUUUUAUGUUAAAUAUUGUUUCUUAUAUUGAUUUGUUACGAGAAUAUUAAUCUAAUUAAUUUUUAUGUUAUGCUUUAUUCUAGUUUAAUAAAAAUUAAUAUUUUUGUUGAUUA
This is a messenger RNA of Dinoponera quadriceps, 2793 nucleotides long. RefSeq lists its product as uncharacterized. The record is from RefSeq and is a predicted model, not a curated record. Gene Ontology annotation, molecular function: molecular adaptor activity; kinase binding; ubiquitin binding. Lineage: Eukaryota; Metazoa; Arthropoda; Insecta; Hymenoptera; Formicidae. The transcript is spliced from 11 exons. Bases 937 to 2559 code for a protein of 540 amino acids. Gene Ontology annotation, biological process: negative regulation of organ growth; regulation of hippo signaling; cell migration. Gene Ontology annotation, cellular component: cytoplasm.